This is a messenger RNA of Balearica regulorum gibbericeps (East African grey crowned-crane), 1158 nucleotides long. The record is from RefSeq and is a predicted model, not a curated record. NCBI's taxonomy places the organism in Eukaryota, Metazoa, Chordata, Aves, Gruiformes, Gruidae.
AACAGAGAACCCCCGUCCUCCUGCCCAGCCUUCAAAGACGUUCCAGGCCCUUGUGACCCAGAGGAUCUGCUGGACGGUGUGAUUUUUGGGGCCAAGUACCUGGGCUCCACACAGCUGGUCUCGGAGAGGAACCCCCCAACCAGCGUCCGCAUGGCGCAGGCCCAGGAGGCGGUGGACAGGAUUAAGGCACCGGAGGGGGAGUCCCAGCCCAUGACGGAGGUGGAUCUGUUUGUCUCCACACAGAGGAUCAAGGUGCUCACGGCUGACACGCAGGAGGCCAUGAUGGAUCACUCCCUCCAGACCAUCUCCUACAUCGCUGACAUCGGCUCUCUCGUGGUGCUCAUGGCACGUCGGAAACUGCCUCAGCGGUCGGAGGUGACAGAAGAGAAGCGGCUCUACAAGAUGAUCUGCCACGUCUUCCACUCAGCCGACGCCCAGAUCAUCGCUCAGGCCAUCGGGCAGGCGUUCAGCGUGGCCUACCAGCGUUUCCUGGAGGCCAACAGCAUCGACCCGAGCGAGCUGAGCCCUCGCCAGUACAGCCGUGCCCUCGAGGACCAGGAGCAAUACAAUGCAGAGCUGACCCACUUCUCCCGGCAGGAGAACUGCAAGGAUGUCUGCAUCCGGAAGCAGAAGGGAGAGAUCCUGGGCAUCGCCGUCGUGGAGUCGGGCUGGGGCUCCAUCCUGCCUACAGUGGUCAUUGCCAACCUGAUGCACGGGGGCCCUGCGGAGAGGUCAGGCGAGCUGAGCAUUGGCGACCGCCUCAUGUCCGUCAACGGGACGAGCCUCGUGGGGCUGCCCCUCGCCACUUGCCAGAGCAUCAUCCGGGAGCUGAAGCACCAGACGGAGGUGACACUGAACAUCGUGCACUGUCCCCCUGUCACCACAGCUGUCAUCCGGCGCCCCGACUCCAAGUACCAGCUGGGCUUCUGUGUUGAGAAUGGCGUGAUCUGCAGCCUUAUGCGUGGGGGCAUCGCAGAGAGAGGCGGCAUCCGCGUGGGGCACCGCAUCAUCGAGAUCAACGGGCAGAGCGUGGUGGCAACGCCCCACGAGAAAAUCAUCCAGAUCCUGACGCAGGCGGUCAGCGAGGUGCACAUCAAGACCAUGCCGGCCUCUACGUACCGCUUACUGACCGGCCAGGAGCAGCCCGUCUUCCUCUGA